This is a messenger RNA of Symbiodinium necroappetens, 3342 nucleotides long. NCBI's taxonomy places the organism in Eukaryota, Dinophyceae, Suessiales, Symbiodiniaceae. The record is from the annotation of a GenBank genome assembly.
AUGCAAAGCCAACAGCGCAUUGAUGCGUUAGACGACGAAACUGUUGCGCUCCUGUCCCAGUAUCACAGUGAGCUUGAGCGUCUUUCAGACCUUGAAACGUACAACACCAAUAUGCGCAAGAUGCGUGCCAGCCAGGAACUCGAAAAAGAGCGACUCAGCGCAGAACUGACUGAAGUCGAAGUUGUGCGGCGCGAGUUGUUUCCAUUGAUGGUUGAAAUGAUUGACCUGCUGGAUCGGUUCAUUGAAUUAGACCAGCCGCUCCUGCUUGUGGAACGAAAAGCUCGAUUAGCCGCAUUACGCGAAAACCUGAAUCGGUCAAACGUUACGCUGGGCGAAAAAUAUCGCCGGGUUAUUGAGGCCUACCAGAUAGAAGCUGAAUAUGGUCGCAGCAUUGAGGCUUAUGAAGGUUCUCUGACGCUCGAUGGUCGCGACCUCACGGUCGAUUUCCUGCGUGUUGGCAGACUGGCUUUGUAUUACAUAAGCCUUGACGGCAGCGAGGCUGGUUUGUGGGACCCAGCGGAAAAACAGUGGCACGACCUUGAUGAAGAAUAUUUGUCUUUACUGGAUUUUGCGCUUCGGGUUGCGCUCAUGAAGGCGUUCAAGGGUUUUGCUCUCCUGCAGGUUUUCCUGUUUACGCUGGCCACCUAUGGGGCGGAGUCUGCAAGUCAGGAAGCCCAGGCCCAGCCUGAGACCCUGGCCGAACUUGUGCGUAGUGUGCGGGACAAAACCGCACGCAAUCAGACCAGGCUGGCUGAGCGUGAGCAACGGUUUAUUGCCGCUCGGAAUGAGCGUGCGCAGCUUCUACGGGAUGUCAGGCAACGGCGACAGGCUGCCGAAAACGAAGCCGAUAGAUUGCGCGCUGAGUUUGAAACCGGUGAGGAAGAGCUUGCAGACCUGGAAACAAAGCUGGAUGAAAAUGCCGGCGAUCUGCGGGAAGUUUUCUCUGUUGUAAGGCAGGUAGCGGGUGACGUUGCACCUAUAUUGCAGAACUCUUUAGUCGCUGCACAAAUGGGUCAGCGCAGCGAGCUGGUUGAGCGACUGGCCUCGGGUGAACGCAACCCGACGUCUGCCGAACUUCGCGAGCUCUGGCUGACACUUCUGGAUGAGAUGGAAAAAAGCGGCCACGUUGCGCGUUUUGAAACCGAAGUCAUUACCGCCACCGGCGAAGAAGUGAUGAAACAGGUCACGCGUAUCGGGACGUUUACAGCAUUGGCGGAUGGUCAAUAUUUAAGGUUCCUGCCAGACAGUGGCAAACUGCUGGCACUUGCGCGUCAACCCGCAGGGACAAGUGCCGGCGAGGCGUUAAAAUUUGAACAAGCACAACAACCCCUGACUUCGGUUGCCAUAGAUCCGUCGCGAGGCUCCAUUUUAGCCCUGAUUGUGCAGACACCAGAGAUGUCAGAACGCAUAAAACAGGGUGGUGUCAUCGGUUAUCUCAUACUUCUGAUCGGAGCAAUCGGUGUCGCGUUGGGGGCCUAUCGACUGGCGGCCAUCCUGCUUACUCAGCGCAAAGUACGCAGGGAGCAAAGCGAUCCAGCGCGGGAUGACGGACAUACCAUCGCCACCUUACGAAAAGUCGCCCAGGAUGACGCUUAUCAGCUUGAUGCCAGUGCGUUAUCGGCAAAACUGGAUGAGGUGGUUGCCGGAGCUGCUGAACGACUCAAUAGGGGCUUACCUACGCUGGCGAUCAUUGCGGCUGUCAGUCCUCUGUUGGGGCUGCUCGGAACGGUGACCGGCAUGAUCGAAACCUUUCAGGUCAUCACCCUGUUUGGCGCUGGCGAUCCAAGACUCAUCGCGGCGCCCGGGCCGGUGCAGAUCGUGUUUAGCGAGUUGCUUGCACAAAGUGAGUUGUUUGCUGCCGGUGGGUGGGUGCUCAUCGCCAUAUUGUGUAUAUCCAGUGUCAUGUGGAUGCUGAUCCUGGAGCGCUAUGUGUUCUUUUUCCGUAUCCGGCCGCGUCUGGUACGUGAAAUUUUUCAACAGUGGCAAAGCGCCCGGACAUCUGAAGCUGAAGUUAAUGAACGUAUCAGGGUUGGCCUGACAAAUCAGUUCCGCGGCUAUCUUUCCAGCUGGGUAAGUACCAUCCAGGUACUCACAGCCAUUCUUCCACUGCUUGGUCUGCUGGGUACAGUGAUUGGCAUGAUCAAGACCUUCGAGGUUAUGACCGCCUUUGGAUCCGGCAAUGUGCGCGGCAUGGCAGAAGGCAUAUCCCAGGCGCUGAUCACCACAAUGGCUGGUUUGAUGACGGCGCUGGCAGGUAUGUACUUCGCGAGUGAUCUCGACAAUCGUAUUGAUCGUGAGACUGAACACCUCAGUCAGGAAGGCGGAAACGCGGCGAUUAAUCUAACGCCGCUGAUCGACAUGGUUUUCAUUCUGCUGAUAUUUUUUGCGGUCAAUUCCACGUUUGUCAAAUUGCCGGGCGUAGAGAUUGAUCAACCCAGCGCCAAAUCGACCACAGUGCAAAAGGCAGCGACCAUUCUGAUUGCGGUCACCGACGUUGGCGACAUCUGGAUCGACAAGAAAAAGAUCGACAUACGUCGAGUCCGUGGUGUGAUUGAACAGAUGUUCCUGGAGAGCCCUGAUGCUUCAGUGGUGGUUCUGUCGGAUCAGGAUUCACGUACUGGACUUGUCGUGGAGGUCAUCGAUCAGGCACGACUGGCAGGAGCAAGCAAGGUUGCCAUCGCCGCUGCGGAAGCAUAUGCGGCUAUCGGGCUGCUGGCGAUUGCUAUUAACAUCAUCCUCUACAUCACCAUGGAGAACAUGAUCUCCAGAGAUCGCGUACGUCUGUUCGACGCGGUGGACGCACAAACCAUCGAUUUUGUCCGUGCUGAUCUGGAGAAUGAAACAAAAAUUAAAGAUCGUCGACGCAAGCCGCCACCAAAACCCCAGGAGAUCAAGCGCCCACAGGCGCGUAUGGAUCCGAACAUUGCAGCAGAGGCCACAGAACUGCCAACUACUGCUGCGAUGAUGAACAUCACCAGUUUCCUUGCAGAUGGGGGUGGGGUUGCGCUGGGCGCUCAACUGGUCCAAGGCAGUGGCGAUUCCAUGAUGGAUAUCAUGAUGGCCAGUGAGUUGACGGCACUCAGUCGCUUACCGCCGCAAUAUCCCCCUUCUGCGCUAAUGCGCGAACAGGAAGGCUAUGUCGACGUGUUAUUUGAAGUUGCGACGGAUGGGUCUGUACACAACGCGGUAGUCAUCGAAGCCAAUCCAACGCGGGUUUUCGAACGCGCGGCGCUGGCAGCGGUAUCCCGCUGGCGUUUCCAACCCGUUGUUCGCGAAGGUCGUCCGGUUUCUGUCCGCGCACGGGUACAUGUCGAGUUCAAUCUGCCGCCGCUGGAGGACUAG